AUGACGGACAGCAGAAAUCAAUUCCCAGGUGAAUCUUAUACUUCCAAAGGAAUAGAACGCUUUAUUUUCACCAUUCAAGAGAUCAACAAGAAUAUUCAGCUCUUGUGCAAUCUCACACUUGGCUACAAUAUCCAUGACAACUAUUUGAAUACACUUGGCACUUCAGAAGUCUUGCUGGACAUGCUCUCUACUGGAGAAGCCAAUGUUCCCAAUUACAGCUGUGGAAGGAAGGACCACAUUUUGGCUCUUCUUGAUGCAGUUGACAGGGAGAUUUCCAUCCAGAUGUCAACAUUGGUAGGCACCUACAAAGUCCCACAGAUUAAUCAUAGAGUUGUUUCAGAGACUCUGAGUGAUAAAAGUAAAUUCCCUUUUUUCCACCGGAUGCUCCUCAAGGAAGGGUUCCAGUAUUCAGCAAUUGUCCGAGUUCUCUUGCACUUCAGGUGGACCUUGAUUGGUCUCCUUGCUCCAGACACAGAGGAGGGAGAGAAUUUCUUGAGGACUUUUCCUCCUUUGCUUCUCAGGAAUGGAAUUUGUGUUGUUAUAUCACAACGAUUCGCAAUGACUGGACAUCGAGCACCCUUCAGGGAUUCCAGCUUUUCUCAGUGGAAACAAGUCAACGUCUUUGUUCACUUCACAGAACACAUCAUUCUUUCAAGCACAUUUCAUAUUUUUCAUCUAACACUUGACAUUUUGUCAGGACCCAUCAGAGAGAAGAUCUGGAUCACCACUACUUUAGGAAACUAUAUAAUGACUCAUCUUGGAUAUCACAAAUACAUCCAUAGUAUUUGGAGCUUUGAAUUUAUGCAAAAUAUAAGCCCAAAAGAUGGUGCUUUUGAAUCUUUUUCCUUUUUAGACUCCCAGUAUGAAGACAAGAAUUUUCAGUGUUCUUUUUCUAAGCAUGUUUUUUCUGUCAAAGGCCAGAAAAGAUGCACCCAAAAAACUCCAGUGGAGACAGAAGAUGAUUUGAAUGGGAUACUGGUUGAAAACAGUGACUCUGUUUACCUUAUCUUUAUGACUCUGGCCCACGUUUUGAAGGCUGCAUAUUCGUCCAGAUCCUGGAGGAGAAGGAAAGAGGCCCAAGAGACACUGGAGGCUCCAAGGCUGCAGCCGUGGCAGUUCCAUCCCUAUCUGGAGAAGAAUGAGCUCUACAAUCUUUCCCACUGGAAUCUUUACAUGGACCAUAAUGGAGAAAUAGCUGCAGAUAUGGACAUUGAGUUCUUGGUGAUUUCGCCUGAGGGGGAUUUGAUGAAAAGGAAACUGGGGAGUAUUGAAAGACAGAGAAUUGUUAUCAACGAAAUUGCUCUUUCAUGGAUAAAUCUGCUCAACAAGUCUCUGCCUCAGUCCCAAUGUGUGGAAAGUUGUCAUCCCGGAUUUGUCAAGAGGAAGCGAGAAGGAGAGCCUGCUUGCUGCUACGACUGUAUUCCUUGUCCUGAGGGGACCAUCUCCAUUCAUGAAGCCACAGCCCUUGUUUUAAUCAUAUUCAUUAAAUACCGAGAAACACCCAUCGUCAAGGCCAACAACCGAGACCUCUCUUACGUCCUCCUGGCCUCCCUCCUGCUUUGCUUCUUGUCUCCUUUUCUCUUCAUUGGUCAACCAAGGAAAGCCACCUGCCUUCUCCGACAAACAGUUUUCAGCAUCAUCUUCUCAGUUGCCGUUUCUUCUCUCUUGGCCAAAACCAUCACAGUAGUGCUGGCUUUCCUGGCCACAAAACCAGGAAACCGAGUAAAGAGAUGGCUGGGGAAGAGCUUGGCCAACUCCAUCAUCCUUUCUUGUUCUAGUGUCCAAAUUAUGAUCUGCUCCAUCUGGUUGGGAAUUUCUCCCCCAUUCCGUGACUCAGAUUUUCACUCCCAGCCUGGGGAGAUCAUCCUGCAAUGCAAUGAAGGCUCUGUUUUCAUGUUCUACAUCACCCUCAGCUACAUGGGCUUCCUGGCUGCCAUCUGCUUCACAGUGGCUUUCCUGGCCAGGAAUCUCCCUGGAGCCUUCAAUGAAGCCAAGCUGAUCACCUUCAGCAUGCUGGUCUUCUGCAAUGUCUGGGUCUCCUUCCUGCCCACCUACCUGACAAGGCUGGAGACUUCAUCAGGAACACAAGUCAUGUUGCUGCUUCUGCUUCUUCUGCUGUCCCAGGAAGUUCUGGGAAGUUUCAGAGCCAAAUGUCUCCUGACUCUGAAGAGGGACGAGGUGCAUCCACAGAAUUAUUACCAGCCAGGAAAGUUUCUCAUUGGUGGCAUCAUCUCUGCAACGAGGAAGUUGCUUCUACCAAUAAGCUUCAACAAAUCUCCUUUGACUCAAAUUUCUGUGUAUGUCAAAGUUCCUGCACAGAAUUAG
Molecule: messenger RNA, 2325 nt
Organism: Ahaetulla prasina
Lineage: Eukaryota; Metazoa; Chordata; Lepidosauria; Squamata; Colubridae
Product: vomeronasal type-2 receptor 26-like
Exons: 7
Coding region: 1-2325 (774 amino acids)
Biological process (GO): G protein-coupled receptor signaling pathway
Cellular component (GO): membrane
Molecular function (GO): G protein-coupled receptor activity
Source: RefSeq, a predicted model, not a curated record